Messenger RNA from Coregonus clupeaformis (lake whitefish), 1065 nucleotides. Its product is annotated as density-regulated protein. The transcript has 7 exons. NCBI's taxonomy places the organism in Eukaryota, Metazoa, Chordata, Actinopteri, Salmoniformes, Salmonidae. Gene Ontology annotation, biological process: translation reinitiation; formation of translation preinitiation complex. Gene Ontology annotation, molecular function: mRNA binding; translation initiation factor activity. The record is from RefSeq and is a predicted model, not a curated record. The coding region runs from base 169 to 774 and encodes 201 amino acids.
GACCCCUGGCCAAAUCAGGCUGUAGGUGUGCGCCUCAAGCUGUUAAAACCAGUGGUUACAAAUGAGCAUUAUUCUAAUUAAAUUAUUUGCUUUAACUUUACUUAAUAAUGCUUACGGUUUUGUUAAACAGUCAACAAUAUUAAGGUCGUAUUCGAGGGAUAAUCUAUCAUGGCUACUACUGAGAAUGCAGAGACAGGCUUACCAGAAAACAAAGGAGACCAUCAUCGGAGUGCUUACCCGGACACAAAGUAUCCAAUGAAAGUCCAGUACUGUGGAGUGUGUUCCUUGCCAACAGAGUAUUGUGAGUACAUGCCUGAGCCGGCAAAAUGCAGGCAGUGGCUGGAGAAGAACUUCCCAGAUGUGUUUGCCAGAAUGAGUGUAGGUCCCGUAGGAAAUGCACCCAAGCAGGACACCGGCUGUGAAGAGGCGCCCCCUGUUGGAGAGGAGGAGGAGAGGAAGAAGCAGAAGCGAGGUGGCAGAGGACAGAUCAAACAGAAAAAGAAGACUGUGCCUCAGAAAAUAACGAUAGCUAAAAUCCCCCGCGCCAAGAAGAAAUACGUCACACGUGUCUGUGGAAUGAACACCUUUGACAUUGACCUUAAAGAGGCUCAGAGAUUCUUUGCCCAGAAGUUCUCCUGCGGCGCCUCGGUGACGGCGGAGGAUGAAAUCAUAAUUCAGGGAGAUUUUACAGAUGACAUCAUCGAUGUCAUUCAGGAGAAGUGGCCUGAGGUGGAUGACGACAGCAUUGAUGAUCUUGGAGAAGUCAAAAAGUGAAGACCCGACGUGCACUUUUACUGAGAAUGGAUGUGACCUGUAACAACAACAACAACAACAACAACCUGGCCAAAUGUACACAUUAACAUUAAAAAAGGAGUCGUUUUAUAUCUAUUUUAUUUACUGUAUAGAAACUGUGGACUCGGCCACCCCCCCUUGGCAUUUUUCAGUUCUUGAUAGCUGCUCUCUCUUGUUUGCCAAAGGUCUGGUCUGAUGAUCUGAAUCCUUGUAAAACGCUUUUCACUUGGCAAGCUUGUAGGGUAAUAAAUGUCGGUCUCAAUCACUUGUUCA